This is a messenger RNA of Didymodactylos carnosus, 1281 nucleotides long. The record is from the annotation of a GenBank genome assembly. NCBI's taxonomy places the organism in Eukaryota, Metazoa, Rotifera, Eurotatoria, Philodinida, Philodinidae.
AUGGCUACCGAAACGCAUUUUUCUUUGUGUCCCACGUGUAAAACAUUAAAUAAGAAAACUUUUGGCAUCAUUCAAUGUAACGAUUGUAAGAAAAAGUUUUGUUCGCAUCACAUUAUCGCUCAUGAAGAUGAAAUUCAGCGACAUCUCGCUCGCGUUUUCACUGAUUUCACCUAUACAAAACACGAUACCGCACAGAUAGAUGACGAUAUUUUACUUGAAAUUGAUCAAUGGGAAAAGCGAAACAUUGAACGAAUACGACAGACGGCCGAAAAAGCACGCGAACGUAUCGAAGAACUGAGGAAGGAAGCGAGAAAAGAAACUACACACAAGUUAAUUUAUGGAAUGGAUGUUAAAGCAGCUGAUUCCGAAUGUUUGGUAAACAGAAUUGAAAAAAUAAAAUUACCACUUCAAAUUCGUCUGGAUUCAGCACAGAGUGAUCAUAUAGACUGGUCGACAAUGAUCACCAUUCAUAAAAACACCCCACUUAACUUCGAUCAAUUAAAGUUGCGGCAGAUAAACUCGUUUUCAUCAAGAAAAAAAAUAUUCGCCAUGGCAUGCACAGAUAACCUUCUUCUAUACAGUGACGGAGAUGAGAAACUGCGUCUGGUCGAUCGAACAGGAACACGAAAAAUGAUCGUUGAAUGGCACAAUGGUGAAACAAAGGAUAUGUGCUGGGUGUCACAUCUCAAUCAAUUUAUCGUGAUAACGACAAAACAGGUGUUUAUUGUUGAGGUGGAGAGUCUCAUGAUAAAUUGUCUAGUACAUGUAAAACGUGCUGAUAGAAGAGAAUUUGGAACAUGUGAUUGUGACGAUCAAACACUGCUUCUAGGAUAUCGUGAGGUUCAAAGUCCACUUGAUGAAUAUCGAACGUCAGACUGGAAGUUUGUUAAACGAUGGCAACUCUUCUCAACAAGUGAAUAUGUAAAAUGUAUUCGAUUUAUGAAUCAAUACCAACUAGCAGUGAUGGUGACUCAGUAUGCUCAAUCAUCGGAUGGAUACACACUACUUGUACAAAAUACAUUUCAAAUACGAAACAGAUCGACAAUGAAACUUUUGAAAAAGAUCGAAAAUUUUAAGUUUACGAAUUUUAUUUAUCUAUCGAUUAAUCGAUAUUUGGUCGUGAAACGGGAUGCGCUGGUGACGUUGGAUGAAAAUGGAAACAUUAGAAAGAACUUGUCAUAUGGAAAACAGUAUCGAUACGCUGUGCUUUUAGGAGAAGAUUGUUUGAUAAUCAAAACGGAAAACGAUCGAACUCUAGAAUUUUACGAGAUGUAUUCUUAA